AUGUCUUCUGUACUCAGCCACGUCCAGAAUGUCUGGCAAACUCAACGGGCCAACAGCCCCAUCUACGCCCUCCUCCUAGCCAACGUCACCAUCGAAGAUGCUUCCGAGGGCACCAUCCACGCCCGUCUCCAAGUGGACAAAAGCCACACCAACUCCAAGGGCGGUUUGCACGGGGCCUUGACUGCGUGUAUCGUGGAUUGGGUUGCAGGUUCAUUGCUAGCUAUGGGUCGACAUACACGGGGUGCAGCGGAAGGGGAAAUCCUGGAGAUUAGUGGACGGUCCUUGAAAAUGGGUGGCACGCUUGCGUUCCUGUCAGUUGAGAUUAGCAAGAUGAAGGAUGGAAAAAGCGUCGUUGUUGCUACUGGGUUGCAUACAAAGUAUGUCCGACAAAAUUCCACAUAG
Messenger RNA from Talaromyces atroroseus, 402 nucleotides. RefSeq lists its product as hypothetical. NCBI's taxonomy places the organism in Eukaryota, Fungi, Ascomycota, Eurotiomycetes, Eurotiales, Trichocomaceae. Bases 1 to 402 code for a protein of 133 amino acids. The record is from RefSeq and is a predicted model, not a curated record. Gene Ontology annotation, molecular function: fatty acyl-CoA hydrolase activity. The transcript has 2 exons.